AUGGCGGAGCAUUCCAUUGACACUGGCGACACUCAACCAAUUAGUUGCGUACCGUAUCGCGUAUCAGCUGUGGAGCGAAGGAUCAUAAUUGAAAAAGUCACCGAUAUGCUGAAACAAGUGACAAAAAGAGAUGUUUACCCUUUACCCCGAUUGGAUGACGUUUUUGAUCGUCUUGCUGGUGCUAAAUAUUUUUCCAGUUUAGACCUGAUGAGUGGUUAUUGGCAGGUACCUGUUGCCUCCGCUGAUACGUGUAAAACAGCGUUUGUCACUCCAGAUGGAUUGUAUGAGUUUCUUCGUUUGCCGUUUGGACUGAAUAAUGCACCGUCCACAUUUCAACGGUUGAUGGAUCGAGUGUUAGCUCGCCUUAAGUGGCAAAUGUGUCUCGUUUAUUUAGACGAUGUAAUUUUUCAUUUAGGUCACACCAUUGAUGAGUACGGAAUCCAGCCAGACCCGGGAAAAAUUAGAGCUCUAGUUAACUUUAAAAUUAAUAACGUUAAAACGUUGAGAGCCUUUCUAGGCCUCGCGUCCUUCUAUCGUCGUUUUGUUCCAGAUUUUGCUACAGUAGCACAUCCGCUGCACAGCCUUUUGAAAAAGAAUUCCGUAUGGAGCUGGACAGAAGCCCAAGAGUCUGCAAAAGCUGAGUUAGUUGGCCGUUUGGUGUCGUCCCCUGUACUGGCACACUUCGACCAAAACAUCGAUGUAGUUAUACAAACAGACGCCAGUCUGGUGGGCCUUGGGGCCGUUUUAAUGCAAGAUGCUGGAGAUGGACCACGUCCAGUCGCGUUUAUCAGCCGGAAACUUACCGACGCGGAAAAUAGCUCAGCUGUUCGAUGGCUAUGGUCUAAGAAAGAGGUUACUGGCAAAUUCGCCAGAUGGAUUUUGGCUCUUCAAGAGUACGAUUUUGAAAUUCGCCACAUUAAAGGAGUAAAUAAUUUGGUGGCUGAUGCCCUAUCGCGUAACCCUGAUGAAUCCUGUAUUGGAACCAGUGGCUCCGCGAUCGGUCAUGUAGUUUAUAAAUGUAUCCCUGGAUUACCCGCUGGUCAACUCCAACCCAUUCCACCGCCAGAUCGUCCGUUUCACACCGUCGGUAUGGAUCAUCUCGGGCCAUUGAAAGUCAACGAAUGGAAGACCCAGCACGUUUUUGCAACCGCAGAGCAUCCACAAACAUCUGGACUUGUUGAGCGAGUCAACAGAACGAUGACGCUCGCACUAGCUGCCUACGUUAACACGGAUCAUGACGACUGGGAUCACCAUUUGCCAGCAGCAAUCUUCGCCAUCAAUACGGCAAGGCAAAGUACAACCGAGAUAUCACCGUUCCAACUGGUGUAUGGCCGCCUGCCCUUCACUGCCCUAGAGAACGAGUUUCCGUGGCCAAAAGAACGACCAGAAUCUUUCAACGUCUUCCUGUCUCGAGUUGAGGAGCUUAGAGACGCGGCCCGAAUGAACAUAGUAAAAAAACAGGAGAAAGUGAAGCGCCUGGUGGGUCUUCAGCGCAGAGUAGUGAAGGAUCUCUGCCCAGGAGAGUUGGUGCUUGUUCGUAGGAAGUUGAAGAAGAAAAACAAAACUAAGAAGCUGUUACCAAAGUACGUUGGUCCUUUUCAAGUCGUUAAAAAGGUGUGCCCUACUACAUAUCUGGUUGAAGACCUGCCUGCACGGCGAAAAAAGAAGAGGUUUCGUCGUUUUAACGCUCAUGUCGUCCAAAUCCGCAAGUUCCAUCCAAGAGAGGAUCCUGAGUGGGACGAUUGGCCAGACGAGCCCGACGAUCCAGAUGAAAGCUUGGUCCAGCAAGCGGAUGAGGAAGAUAAUGUGGUGGCACCAUCACUCGCCAUUUCACCAAUCGAUCCUCCGAAUGAAGUCGUGGCUCCUCCCCCUCCAACGAAAACGAGAGCUGGAAGGACAAUAGUACCCCCUAGUUGGUUGAAAAAUUUUGUAAAAUAA
Molecule: messenger RNA, 1938 nt
Organism: Daphnia magna
Lineage: Eukaryota; Metazoa; Arthropoda; Branchiopoda; Diplostraca; Daphniidae
Exons: 6
Coding region: 1-1938 (645 amino acids)
Biological process (GO): DNA integration
Molecular function (GO): nucleic acid binding
Source: RefSeq, a predicted model, not a curated record